CACGUUGUUGAUACACGUGUGUGAAAUUUGGAGCUGUACGAAUGUCAGGAAGAAGACGUGGUCGAUAGCGUGCAUAAAUUAAUGGUUUAGCCGAGAAUUUAAAAAGGUUUAUUAGAUUUAACGAAUCAAGAAGCAUUUUUCGAGUUUAGUUUUUGAAAUGCGAAAACCUAGUAAAAUAUUUGUUGGAUAUCGUGCAUUGGGAUUUGUUACUAAUCAUGUGCCAUUACAAAUCAGAUAUAUUAAAAGAAGAAAGGAAAAUCUGAUUAUUACUUGCGUUGGAAAAUCAUUUCAUACUUACAGUGGAAGGAAAUUGGUGCUUUUAAGUGUUAGUAAACCACUUCCAGAUGAUAUCACUUCUUUAUCUUCUGAUGCAGAUCUUGUGUACACGGCUUGCAAAGACCAAAUAUAUGCCUGGAAAAGAGGAAUUGAGUUGAAAUAUCACUAUGAGGGACACAAGAGCAAUGUUUAUAUCAUUAUGCCUUUUGAUAAACAUCUGCUAUCUGUGGACGAGGACGGCACCGUAAUUAUAUGGGAAAUUGAAUCGCAAGAAAUAUAUUUGGAAAUGAAUUUCGAUAACAACGUCUUUAAAAUAACGACCAUGUUACAUCCAUAUACAUAUGUAAAUAAAGUACUAUUUGGCAGUCAGCAGGGUGAAAUGCAACUGUGGAAUGUAUUAAAAAAUAAAUUAAUAUAUACAUUUAAGGGAUGGAAUAAACCAAUUACUGCUUUAGAACAGGCACCGGCCGAAGACGUUGCUGCCAUCGGCCUAGAAAAUGGUCAAAUAAUUAUUCAUAAUUUGAAAUAUGACGAGACGAUUAUGACAUUCUCUCAAGAAUGGGGUUCCGUGACAGCUAUAUCCUUCAGAACAGAUGACUGUGCAAUGAUGGCCACUGCAAGUUCGGCAGGACACAUUUCUGUAUGGGAUUUGGACAAAAAGAAGUUACACAGUCAAAUAAGAGAUGCUCAUGAAAGCGAAGUGACAAGUCUGAAAUUUUUACCUAAUGAGCCAUUGCUUAUUACUUCUUCUCCAGAUAACAGUUUAAAGGUAAGAAAAGGUUUUUAAUGUGUUUUUCUGUGGAAUAGAUAAAGAAUGAAAUAAAUGCAAAAAAUUUGAGAAAAUUUACUUGUAACUCUAGAAAGUUGUCAUCAGUUUAUAAUUCAUUUAAUGGACAUUUUACAGUACUUAUCCCUAAUUAAGUGAUAUUCUUUUACAAUUG
Molecule: messenger RNA, 1217 nt
Organism: Centruroides sculpturatus (bark scorpion)
Lineage: Eukaryota; Metazoa; Arthropoda; Arachnida; Scorpiones; Buthidae
Product: WD repeat-containing protein 36-like
Exons: 7
Coding region: 158-1063 (301 amino acids)
Biological process (GO): rRNA processing
Cellular component (GO): small-subunit processome; Pwp2p-containing subcomplex of 90S preribosome
Molecular function (GO): protein binding
Source: RefSeq, a predicted model, not a curated record